Caenorhabditis auriculariae is the source of this 3280-nucleotide messenger RNA. Lineage: Eukaryota; Metazoa; Nematoda; Chromadorea; Rhabditida; Rhabditidae. The record is from the annotation of a GenBank genome assembly.
AUGGAGACAAUGGAAACCUGUUCCAACGAAGGUUUCGGUCACGUUGUCUCGUUGCCAACAUCAGCGCGAAGAAGUAUUGUAAUAAUAAUUGGAGGAUAAUUCAAUGAAAAAUUGCAGUCAACGUUCCGUUGGUGGCGCCGCGCUCCGAAGAAGAAGGCCGAUUGGUGGUUUCUUCGCGUCAAACGGACAGAAUGGAGGCCGACGACCUCGUAAGUCUCGCCUGCCAACUUGCCAAUGCCAGGUUGACUCAGAUUCCGCUGUUCAUUCUUUCCACCGCGAGUAUUUCAGAGAUUUAGUCAAAGGUCGAGCCUGCGACCGCCUGCGCGAUAUUGCACGUCAGAUGGAGCAUCUUCAAAUGGUUAGUUUAAAUGUUUUCUCGUGGCUUUGAGAAAUUAAAUAAGGCUCAUCGGGAAGGAUGAACGGCUGAAUUCUCUCAAGCUUUUUGAAAAUUGUCUUAUAAGUCUAGAGUGGCAAAAAAAAACAUUAAAAAAAAUGCUUUUCGAGAAGACAUUCCGAUGAGUUUCUUCCAAGGGUUUCACAAACUCCAGCAUGUUUUCCCGGAGCGCCAAAAAACGCCUUGUCUUCUUUUUGUGGCUUGAAAAUUCAUGGUUUUUCGUUUCUGAUAAGCUUUCGGUGAUUGUUUUCCCGAUAAAUUGACCCAGAAACGUCUCUAAAAGUCUCUAAAAAUUAUGAUUUGAGGCUGCGCGAGAGAUACUGCAAGAUGCGCAAAGAGACGAAGACCUGCACCAAGUGCCGUGCAAUAUGGCCAAGCAGCCUGGCAGGAUUUACCAUCUAUACUCCAAGAAUGGCCAGAGGUUUUCCUGAAUUGGAUUUUUCUCCAAAAAAAUGCCAUCCAAGAUUUUUCUCUCUGAUCGCGCCCCACGAGUGGGGACAACCUGAAAAGCUUGAGCAGUACUCUGGAUCUUACCGCUUGGAGUUUGACCGAAGUUGGACCCCAAUCGAUGAGGUUUCAGUACCUUCAAAUCGAAGGACAUUAAUGUGUUUAGGUGGAGAAAAGGGACACAGACGUUGAGCGAAUACAGCAUUUAAUGCGACGCGGCGGUCCUGCAAUGCUAACUUUUGGUUCUUGAGACUUUUUACGAUUAAUUAAUUUUCAUAUUUAGUUUUUCUCAUUUUUCAGCAGGGUUUGAAAGGCCAUGAUAUAAAUCAGAAAAAUUCCUUUUAUACUUGAAAAACUAUAUGAAGUGGGAAUCUUGAGAGUGCCUUCUAGAUGUAUCACUUUGCCUACGGGCGCUUAGCGGAUCCACGUGCUUUUUAUGUUCGUUCUUUUCGAUCAGUGUAUAAAUUUCUCUGGGUUAUCUUCUUCAUUAUUCAUUAUUUUUUGGUUUGAACCUAUGAUAUUUUUCGUUCUCUCCCAUUUCUUUUUGUAUCUUUUCUCAGAUGGUAACGUCUACAGUAGACGUCUUGAUUCUCGACAAUGGUGCUUACAGUUUAAAAAUUGGGACCAGCACUGACGAGUAUCCAAGGUUUUUUUUCCCGAUUUUUUUGGUAAAAUAAACUUUGGUUCAAUGAAUCAUUAAAGCGCAGUUUUUUAUUUCCAUAAAUGUCAUUAAUUUUCAUUUAGGUUGAUUCCGAACAGCAUUGUGAAAGCUAAGCAUGAGAAAAAGCGUGUUUUUGUGGCCGACGAAUUUUCGGAGUGCGUCGAAAAAACAGCUUUGUUUUAUGUCCGACCUAUUGAACGAGGUUACGUAGGUGAGUAGAUUCGAAGUUUUCAACAAACGUCUAAAAUUUUUUUCUUUUUUUGGAUAACUCUGACAUGGAGCGCAUAAAGUUGCGGCGGCAUGUCAGAGAAUGUGGCCGCAUUAGACUUUUUCCUUUUCAGUUAACUGGGACACUCAACAGAAGAUUUGGGAGCGAGCAUUCGCCUCGAUGAGCCUGGAGACCCAGAACAAACGCCUCGUUCUCACCGACAACAACUACCUUGUCCCGGCGCUGAGCGACGUCGCCAACGAGUUGCUUUUUGAGGUCUUCGAAUUUGAUGCCGUUCAUAAAACUUCCGGUUUCAUUCUCCGAGGAUAAUUUUCUUAUAAUCUCAGUUCAGCAUCUUCCUUGGUGGCUGAGCACUCUAGCCGAGUACUGAACGAACGCUGCGUCUUGGUUGUCGAUUGCGGCUUCUCGUUCACCCACGUCGCUCCAUUCGUCGAUGGUCUUCUCAUUCAAGAAGCUGUCGUCAGGUAUUCGUUCGAUGAUUUUAAUAAAGUUUGAUCGUUUUUGUAGCUCCACAAAAAUUUUUUUGUGAGCAUCACAAAAAAUGACGCUUCUUUUACAGAUUGGAUGUAGGCGGGAAAGCACUAACCAACAAGCUCAAGGAUUGGAUUUCGUAUCGUCAGCUAAACGUCAUGGAAGAGACGCACGUUAUAAACGAGUGCAAGGAAGACGUUUGUUUCGUCAGCCAAGACUUUGAUCGGGAUAUGGUUUUCGCUAGGUAUCACUCUUUCAAGUAAGACUUUUCUCAGCAAGGAUUUCAAGAAAAAAAGCAAUGGACAAUUUCCUGAUCAAGCGAUACGUGCUGCCGGAUUUCGAGACGCGGCAUCGGGGCGUUGUCACCGACAUCAGAGGUAUAUUUAAUGAGAUUUCCUUUUGGAACUUCUUUGAAAAAAAAUUCAACGCAAAAAGCCUGACAGUAUCCAGAGGGAGCCGAACCGAACUCUCAAUCCAUAACGUUGAAUGUGGAACGGUUUGCAUUGCCUGAAAUACUCUUCAAGUACGUGUUCUCCAUUUUUCUCACGUUUCACUUCUUUUUAGUCCAUCAGACAUAGGGGUCGACCAGAUCGGAGUGGCUGAAGCUGUUGUCCACAGUAUACAAAGCUGUCCGGAGAACUUGCGACCGGCAUUAGCCGAGAACGUCGUGGUAAUGGGUGGAUCCAGUAAAUUCCCUGGUUUCACAGAAAGGCUGUUAGUGGAUGAAAGCAAAACCCGAAACUUGGUUCAUUAUUUCAGACGAAAGGAGAUCCGGUCGUUCCUGAACGCCGACUACGACCUGAAGGUAGUGGAAGGCGUGCCCGACGCAGAGACCCACGCCUGGAGAUGUGCUCGUGAGCUGUUCGAGGAGAAGACGCUGGACACGCUGCCGUGGGUGUCGCGCUUGGAUUGGCUGGAGCACGGCGAAUCUCUCGAGUACUCUCGCUUCUUCCGCACUCUCCGCACGAGCGACGAGCUCCGCGAGCUCAUGCUCCGUGAGAGGGAAAACGCGGCCGACGUCGUCCUCGACAUUUCCACGUCCAACAUCUCUGAACCUACCGACUUGUCUUCCCUGUAG